CUCAUCCACGGUCCCGCACCUCCCUCCUUCUUCAUCAACGAUGGCGAGACAGUCAGACUACGACUACGAUGACCGAUAUGGUGGAAGCUCAUCUUCUAGACACAGUCGGGUAGCUACGGCCAUCGUGAUAGAGAGUAUACUGGAAGUGACCGGCGGGUAGGAUCAGAUAGGGACUACCGCCAUGACAGGUAUAGAGACGACAGAAGGGACAGUCGGCGCAGCAGAGAACGAGACUACGAACCACGAAGCCGGGUCGAGGACUCAAGCAGGAAGAGGCCUUUGGAUGACCGAGCGCCGCCGCCGUCAUCAUCAUCAUCCAUGAAGGCUCUCGACUCUCAAGGCUCUCUCAAUGGCAAUCAUCCAUCUACAGGUCUGCCACCUCGGCCUGCUGCAUUGCCGACACGACCGGCAUUCCUGCCUGCCCCUCCUCCGCCGGAGUCAGGAGCUGAAAGCCCAUUGUCAACCGACUCACCCGCUUUGGGCAGUCCUGCGACCAUCGCAGGGCUCACUUCGGAGGACCCGAAAGCUCGAGCCCGCAAAGAGCGUCUCGAAGCAUGGAAGCGCGAGAGGGAAGCUCAGAAGGCCUUCGAGGAGGCUAAAUUGAGAGCGCAGAGCGUCGCUGCUGCCCAUGGUAGCAUUGCACCUACCGCCCUGCCAUCCAAGACUUCCGACGCCCCCACUUCCAUCAGCGUGUCGGGCCUCAAAGGCUUCGCAGCAGCUCGCUCUGAUCCUCUCAAAGGCAAGACAAGCAAGAGCGCAGCUAUGGACGACUCCGAUCAGCCGGCAAAGAAGCAGCUCAAGAAGCUCAACCUGCCGCCAAUGGACCCACUUCUCAAGCCAGGCGCAGGAGGGAAGGUCGGCUCUGGCUCUGAUCUGGAGGAUGGAGACGAUGACGAUGGUGACGACGAUGGCGAAGCGGGCCCUGAUGCUAUGCAAAUCGACAAGCGCGAGGCUGUGGCUGAUGAUGACGAUGAGGAAGAUCCGCUGGACGCUUUCAUGAGCACUGUCAGUAAUGAAGUCAAAACAGUAGAUGCUGCUGAUCGCAAACGCUUUGGAACGAAGACGUCGAAGAUUGUUGCCCCUGUCAUGGGCGAUGACGAUGGCGCGGUGGUAGAGGAUCCAUCUACAGCAGAGCCAGACGAACUUGAUCAGGCUGGUGCGGAGGACAUCAUGGCCCUGGCUGCCAAGAAGAUCAAGAAGAAGGAUAUACCCACGGUCGAUCAUUCCAAAAUGGACUAUGAGCCGUUCCAGAAGGAGUUCUACCACCCACCAACAGAGAUCAAGGAGCUUUCGGAAGAAGAUGCCGACCGCCUUCGAAUGGAGCUUGACGCGAUCAAGGUGAGGGGCAAGGACUGCCCCAAGCCUCUGACCAAGUGGAGCUACUGUGGCUUGCCUGCAAGUUGUCUGGAUGUGAUCAAGAAGCUGGAGUACGCCUCUCCGACGCCUAUUCAGGCUCAAGCUAUCCCUGCCAUUAUGUCAGGACGAGACAUGAUCGGUGUCGCCAAGACGGGUUCCGGUAAGACGAUGGCGUUUCUUCUGCCGAUGUUCAGGCAUAUCAAGGAUCAGCGACCAGUCGAGCGAAACGAAGGCCCAAUCGGUCUUAUCAUGACUCCGACGAGAGAGCUGGCGGUGCAAAUCUACAGGGAGAGCAGGCCGUUCCUCAAGGCCACCGGCCUCAGAGCAGUCUGUGUCUACGGAGGCGCUCCAAUCUCUGAACAGAUUGCAGAGAUGAAGAAGACUGCCGACAUUGUCGUGGCAACGCCUGGAAGGAUGAUCGAUCUGCUCACAGCCAAUUCUGGUAGAGUGACGAAUCUCAGGAGAGUCACCUACCUAGUCUUGGACGAAGCCGAUCGCAUGUUCGACAUGGGUUUCGAGCCUCAGGUCAUGAAGAUCAUCAACAACAUCCGCCCGGACCGGCAGACGGUGCUCUUUUCGGCAACGUUCCCAAAGCAGAUGGAAAGUUUGGCGCGUAAAGUCCUUCGCAACAAGCCGCUCGAGAUCACUGUCGGCGGCCGUAGUGUUGUAGCACCAGAGAUUGAGCAGAUCAUCGAGGUCAGAGAAGAAGAGACGAAGUUCAACAGGCUCCUCGAGAUCCUCGGUCAAACUUUCAAUCUGGAUCGGGAAACGAGAGCUCUUAUCUUCGUUGAUCGCCAAAAGGCAGCUGACGAGUUGUUCAAGCAACUGCUUAGCAAAGGCUACACGACGAUGUCACUGCAUGGAGGCCAGGAUCAGGUCGAUCGAGAUGCGACAAUCUCCGACUUCAAGGCCGGUGAGGUAGACGUCGUCAUUGCGACCUCGAUUGCUGCCCGUGGCCUCGAUAUCAAGCAGCUCAAGCUUGUCAUCAAUUACGAUGCGCCGAACCACAUGGAAGAUUAUGUGCACCGGGCGGGUCGUACCGGUCGUGCCGGCAACAAGGGCACGUGUGUCACUUUCAUCACUCCUGAGCAAGACAGGUAUGCUCGAGACAUCAUCGCUGCGUUGAAGGCGAGCAAAGUCGCAGUUCCCUCUGAGCUUCAGGCCCUGGCUGAUGCCUUCCAGGAGAAAGUCACCAGUGGCAAAGCACACGUCGCCAGCUCUGGCUUCGGUGGCAAAGGUCUGGAGCGUUUGGAGAGCGAUCGUGAGAAGAACCUCAAAGCUCAGCGGUCAGCUUACGGCGAAGGUGAGGAAGGCGGCGGAGACGCUGGCAAGGAUGCGGCUGCAUCUGGUGUGCCCAAGGAGCUGGACGACAUCAAGGUGCAACGCGGUCCACCACCUGCCGAGGACGACAUGAGCGGCGUCCGUGAUCUGCACAUCGAGGUCAAGAAGGGAGCCGCUCCCGAAUCUGUCCGAGCAAACAAAGUCAAGGCCGAGGGCGAGUCUGAGAAGCCGGCCGCAGACUCUGGAGGGAGCACAGAGAACGCCAACAACAAGGUCAUCGAUGCCGCCAAGGCUUCUGGCGCUAAUGCUGCUCAGCUGGCUCAGGCUUUGGCGAAGAUCAACGCCGCCCAUCAAGCCCGGCUCAACCAGCGUCAGCAGGAAGCUGCCGAGAAGGGUCGCAAGCCAAAGGAUCCUGACGCAACGGACUACCACGCCAUUGUACCCAUCAAUGACUUUCCACAAAAGGCCAGGUGGAGGUGCACGAACAAAGAGACAAUGUCCACUCUCAUUGCCGAGACGGGUGCCUCGAUCACCAAUAGGGGCAUCUUCUACGAGAAAGGCAAGGAGCCUCAGCCCGGCGAACCGCCGAAACUGCAGCUGCUCAUCGAGUCCAACGAUGAGGGGAAGGUGGAACAUGCGGUCAGGAGUAUCAAGCAGAUCUUGCUCGAGGCAACACAGGCUGCUCUCGAGGCGGAGCAGAGGAACCCUCCUCCAGGUGUGGGGAGAUACAAUGUCGUCUGAUACUCCGCACGUGAAUUUGACCAGCUUGUGUAAAUCGGACUGCAACGGUAUACUUCAUUCAUGUGCAAAAAGGCGAUACGUGAAAGUGACGAGACAAGGUUCGAAAAGAAGAGCACAGAGGAGCGAGUGAGAAGAAGACGAUAUCUACAAGAGUGAUGCUCUUCAAGUGAAAGAGGAAGAGUGAAUGUCCAGAGGUAGGUGAUGGAAUGAAGUCGCGAAAGAUGCAUCUUGUUUGCCU
This is a messenger RNA of Microstroma glucosiphilum, 3616 nucleotides long. Its product is annotated as P-loop containing nucleoside triphosphate hydrolase protein. The transcript is spliced from 3 exons. Bases 319 to 3378 code for a protein of 1019 amino acids. Gene Ontology annotation, biological process: mRNA splicing, via spliceosome. Lineage: Eukaryota; Fungi; Basidiomycota; Exobasidiomycetes; Microstromatales; Microstromataceae. The record is from RefSeq and is a predicted model, not a curated record. Gene Ontology annotation, molecular function: nucleic acid binding; RNA helicase activity; ATP binding. Gene Ontology annotation, cellular component: nucleus.